GCAGUGGCUCCUCACUUCCCAGAUCUCAGUUCUUUUGCAGGAGCCACCGUUCUUCCCAGUCAUUCUCUUCUUUUCAAGUAAGAAUGUAUAAUAAUGUUGGAUCCCAACCUGGGGUGCCACAGCCACCCGGGGUAAUGCAGCCUCCGACAAGUUUGCCCCCUAAUCCUUUUGGGAAUGCAUUUAAUGUUGCUGGUUCAGGACUCAUUAAAGGUGGAUUGGGUGCAUAUGGAGGAAAAAUAUUAGGAUCCAGCUCUGAGUAUGUCCAAAGCAAUAUAAGUCGGUAUUUCUCUGAUCCUCAAUACUAUUUCCAAGUGAAUGACCAUUAUGUUAAGAACAAAUUGAAGGUUGUAUUAUUUCCAUUCCUGCACAGGGGUCAUUGGACUAGAAUUACUGAGCCAGUGGGGGGUAGGCUAUCGUAUAAGCCACCAAUUUAUGACAUAAAUGCACCUGACCUGUACAUUCCGUUAAUGGCAUUUGGUACCUAUGUUGUUCUUGCUGGCCUCUCAUUGGGUCUUCGUGGAAAGUUUAGUCCAGAAGCUUUGAACUUGUUAUUCAUCAAGGGAUUGCUCGGUUGGUUUAUGCAAGCUGCACUGCUUAAGGUGACUCUGCUUUCAUUGGGCAGUGGGGAAGCACCUCUGCUGGACAUUAUAGCAUAUGCUGGGUAUACUUUCACCGGAAUAUGUUUGGCCGUUCUUGGAAGAAUAAUAUUGGGUUACUCCUACUACUUUUUGAUGCCAUGGACCUGUUUAUGCAUGGGAGUAUUCUUGGUGAAAACAAUGAAAAGAGUCCUUUUUGCUGAGGUCAGGAGUUAUGACUCGAGCAAACAUCACUAUCUCUUGCUCUUCAUUGCUUUGGUUCAGUUCCCAUUGUUCACAUGGCUUGGCAACAUUACUAUCAAUUGGCUUUUAUAGGGUGAUAGUUUUUACACUGUACUUAGGAGCAAUUCUUAGUGAAAAUUUUUGGUUGAUGAUGUUGGAGAAUUGUAAUAUAUGGACUUUUUGUUUCCCCAUUGUUUUUAUCUGUUGGUAAGUUUUCAGAAAUGCAUAACUUCAGGCCUUAUCCAUAUAUGCUUAUUUUCCCCGAUACACAACAAUUGAAACAUUUUUCUUUUUAAAAAUAUGUAUACCACUGUGACAACAAUAUGAAGUUGGAUUUUUGUAGUUGUAU
Molecule: messenger RNA, 1167 nt
Organism: Abrus precatorius (Indian licorice)
Lineage: Eukaryota; Viridiplantae; Streptophyta; Magnoliopsida; Fabales; Fabaceae
Product: protein YIF1B-like
Exons: 5
Coding region: 84-911 (275 amino acids)
Biological process (GO): endoplasmic reticulum to Golgi vesicle-mediated transport
Cellular component (GO): Golgi membrane; COPII-coated ER to Golgi transport vesicle; endoplasmic reticulum-Golgi intermediate compartment
Source: RefSeq, a predicted model, not a curated record